Pieris brassicae (large cabbage white) is the source of this 4089-nucleotide messenger RNA. RefSeq names its product DNA repair protein RAD50 (gene rad50). Gene Ontology annotation, molecular function: ATP hydrolysis activity; double-stranded telomeric DNA binding; G-quadruplex DNA binding. Gene Ontology annotation, cellular component: condensed nuclear chromosome; nucleus; Mre11 complex. The coding region runs from base 181 to 4089 and encodes 1302 amino acids. NCBI's taxonomy places the organism in Eukaryota, Metazoa, Arthropoda, Insecta, Lepidoptera, Pieridae. The transcript is spliced from 23 exons. The record is from RefSeq and is a predicted model, not a curated record. Gene Ontology annotation, biological process: telomere maintenance via recombination; double-strand break repair; telomere maintenance via telomerase.
UUAUAUUUAUAAGUUAUAACCUCUUUGAUUUGUUUAUAUAUUUUGAAUAACAUAAAUCCCUUUAUGAAGGAACAGUACUAGUGAAAUGUUUUAAUUAAAAUUUUAAUGUCCAGUAAAGGUUGUAACUAUUGAUGAAUGUUUUGAUCUAGCUUUAGUUGCGUAUAAAACUGGAAUAGUUCAAUGGCGGGAAUAAAAUCAUUAGCUGUACGAGGUAUUCGCAGUUUUGGUCCAGAAGAAUGUGAUGAGCAGAGAAUUUCUUUCGAAACACCCUUAACUUUGAUAUUGGGGCAAAAUGGGUGCGGAAAAACAACGAUUAUUGAAUGUUUACGAUACGCAGUGACUGGCCAAAUGCCACCCGGCAGUCGAAAUGAAUGUUUUGUUCAUGAUGCUAAAGUCAACAGAUCUAGUGAAGUCAUGGGACAAGUGAAACUGAAGAUAGUAAAUGCAAAGGACAAACAAUUGGAAAUGUCACGCUCUAUGAGAGUGACUGCAUUUCAAAAGAAAAAAACUAAAUUUCAAACAUUAGACACUUGUCUUAGUGUGAUUGAUGAAAAUGGAAAGGCAAAAGACAUCUCUUCUCGUUGUGCUGAAUUGGAUAUGGUCAUGCAUGAAGAACUGGGUGUAUCAAAGGCAAUACUGAAUUCAGUGAUAUUCUGUCAUCAAGAAGACUCUGGCUGGCCUCUAGAUGAAGGCAAAAAGGUCAAAGAGAGAUUUGAUGAAAUCUUUGAUGCUGAUAAGUACAGUGAUUGUAUUGAGAAGCUAAGAAAAAUCAGAAAGGAGUAUGUUACCACAUUGAAACUUCUAGAACAAGAGGUAGCUCAUUUAACAGAUAAGAAGCAAGAGUUAGAUAAAAAGAAAUUAGAUUUAGUUAACACUGAGUCAAGAAUCUCAGAGUCUGAAUUGAAACUUUUAGAGUUGACCCAAGAACUCAAACCAAUUUCAGAAAAAAUCAAUGCAAUUGUUGCCUUGCAAAAGAAUUUAGUGCUAUUUGAGACUAAAAAAGAGAAGAUUAAGACAAGAUUGGAACAUUGCAAGACACAAGAGGAAGAACUUAAGAAAAGUAUUGAGACUGUAUUUGAAGGAACAACAGAGAAUUUGCAAGCAAAUAUUACCAACUAUGCCGCUACUGCUAAAGCAAAACAGAAGGAAUUGGACGAAUCAUAUAAAAAAAAUACUUCUUUUAAUAAAGAAGAAGAGAAAAUCGCAAAUGAAAAGACAGCUAAUGAGGUUAAAUUUAAUAAACUGAUCUUGUUAGAAAGUCAGAAUCAAGAGAAGAUUGAUAAGAGAAAUACUCUUAUUGUCGAUACUGGAAAACUUGCUGAAAUUGAAAUAGAGAAAGUGGAGACUGAUGAAGACGCAGAGAAAGGCAGGGAGGUUAUCACUCAGAGAAUCAAACAGCUGCAAGAUGCUCUGAAAGAACAGAAGGGUCUGGCUGACGAUGAAGAAAAGAUAUACCAAAAUCAAGUUGACCAGAGCCGGGAUGCUCUUUCAAGGCACAAGGAGAAAAUAGCUAACAAGCAGGAAGACAUACAAAGCAACAACAAAAAUAUUACCAAAAUUGAGAAACAGAUCACCGACGCCAAUAAAUCUAAACAACGUCUCGAGACUGUCGAAGCCAAACUUAAAACUGCCGAAGAGGAUUUUGAUCGUAUGAAAAAUGAACUAAAUACUGAGGAAUGUCAAAAGGAGAUAUAUGAAAAUGAAAAAUUGAUCGAAACUCAAGAUAUUGAACUCGAAGAACUUAAUACAAAGGUCACCAAACUUCAAAAGCAGACGUCUAAAUUGAAGGAGCGAGAUAUGGUCGAGGAGUCGUUGAAGCAAAAGGAAAAACAACUCGCAGUAUUGAAGAAUAAACAUAGGACGACAUUAACCGAAUUAUUGGGAGAUAUUCAAAACAACUUUGCGGUAUCAGUGAACAAGCUCGAGUGUAAACUUAGAUCUGAAGUGGAUUCAGCUAAACAGAAGAUAAAGGAAAAACAAUUAAAGAUAACUCGCCUGGAAGCGGAUCGUAAGCACAUUCGUGAACAACUAAACGAUCGUCGCGCCGAACUAACCAAGGCCGAAGAUCAAAUGUACAAGGCAUGUGGUACUCAGACAUAUGAAGCCACGCUAGCGAAGAUAACUACAACAGUAGAAAAAUUACAAGAUGAACAAAACGUUUUACAGUCGUCAAUGUUUAUAAUAGCAAAAUAUAAAACCCAACUGAAAGACAACAACUGCUGCCCUCUAUGUAACCGAGGGUUUGAUAGUGACAAUGAGGUGACAGAUCUUAUAUCACAAUUAACCACUCAAGUGCUAAAUGUGCCAGCAAAACUCGAGAAGGUCACUGAAGAGUUACAAGUGUCCUCCGCUAAGAAAGAUGAUCUUCUAAGUAUGAAGACCCUCAAUGAGAGGAUCAAUACCUUAAAAGAGAAAGAGAUUCCUCAAUUAGAGACACGUAUGACUGAUGUUGAUUCUCAAAUAUCGAAAUUAACGGAGACGUCAGAAGAGUUAUCACUGUGCUUAAUGGAGCCAGAGCAAAAGUUGCAAACCGCUCGCGGUAUUCAAGGCGACAUGCCGCUUCUCGAUAGAUUUACUAACGAAGUCAACACUACCACAAAGGAUUUGGAGGCCAUAAAAUCCCAAUGCACGGACAUAAUUACCGACAUGACUUUGGAUGAAGCGACAGCCAAGCAGAUUUCGUUACGACAAAGUGUUAGUUCUCUACGUGCAAGUGUGAAAAAUGCUCAGCAGAAGUUAAACGCGCAUAACAGAAAAAUUAACUCUAUGAAUGAGAAAAAAAUUAAAUUCAAAGAGGAACUUGUUAAUAUACAGAAAAAGGUCCAAGAGUUGGUUAACCUGCAAGAGAAUCUCAAAGAGUUGGAGGUCAACAAAGUGAAGUAUGCAGAGGAACUGAAAGAGCUGGAGACAGGAAUCGCGCCAUUGGAAGCGGACCUCAAGGAGAAACAGAGCACCAAGAAUGAAGUUGUAAAAAAGAGCAGAGGCGAGGUCGACGUUAAGAACAAUUACAUAAUGAAAGUUGUAAACGCCUUCGACAAAGUGAAGAUCAUUGACCUCGAAAUCCGACAGCACAAAGAAAAGAAUAUUCAAAAGGAAAUGGACAAGAUCAAAGAAGCCAAUGAUGCGUUGAUGGAAAAGCAAAAACAGGUUAUGGCUGACCGAGACCUUCUCACUAAGAAGAUGUCAAGUCUGCGUGAUGAGCUGUCAAAACAGGAGAUUUACAAGCGCAAUUUAGAAGACAACUUGAAGCUCCGCAAAGCGCAAGCUGAAAUUGCAUCUUCGGACAAAGAGCUAGCUGAAGUGAACGAAAAGCUGUCUGGUGUCAACACUGAGACACUCUCAGAAAAGGAGGAACUUAUAUCCAAGCAGACCAAGAUAUUCCGUGAAAAGGCCCAAAAUGAGGGAAAGCUUGGUGAGCUCAAGGAAAGACUAAAGCAAAACAAGGCUGAUCUUAAACGCACACAGAAUAAAGACAUAGAGAUGCGAUACCGAGAGAAAACUUACGAACUACACGUGACAAAGGCAAUAGACCGGGAUAUUCGAGAUUACCUUGUUGCCCUUGAUAAGUGUCUGCUGGAGUUUCACCGGGAGAAGAUGGAGAACAUCAACCUGAUCAUCAGAGAGAUGUGGAGAAAAAUUUACAGAGGAAAUGAUAUCGACUACAUUGAAAUAAAGACUGAGGGCAGUAUGACAGCUGAUUCGGAUCGCCGCAAAUAUGAUUAUAGGGUAGUUCAAUGCAAGAAUGGCGUUGAAAUAGAUAUGCGCGGGCGCUGCAGUGCAGGGCAAAAGGUCCUUGCUUGCCUCAUCAUACGACUUGCGUUGGCCGAGACAUUCAGUUCAAGGUUUGGUGUCCUCGCUUUGGAUGAACCAACAACUAACUUAGAUUCAGAAAAUGUUCAAAGUUUGUGUUCAGCUUUGGGUGAGAUAGUCCAAGAGAGGAUGAAGCAAAAGAACUUUAUGUUCAUCAUCAUUACCCAUGAUCGACAGUUCAUUGAGUCUUUAGGAAACAUUGAUAAGGUUACACACUUCUAUGAAGUCUCUAGAAAUGAAGAAGGAAAGUCUAGGAUUAAAAAAAUUAGGUUUACCUAA